GAAAAACUUAGCUUGUGGAUCGAUUUUUUUAAAAGCAAAAACAUUGAGAAGCACCUCUAAAAUUAAUUGCUCUAGUCGUUUUAAUAAAUUGCUUUAUUUGAGAGAUAUUUUUGUUUUUAAAAAUCAUGGCUAAAGAGUUGAGCAAAGACUAUGCAAACUAUUUCAUCAACAGCGAUAUUUCAAAUGAGAUAACUCCAAUUUUGUCGACGACUGAAAAUAUUCAAACUAGAAUUAAUGAAAUUGAGAAUGUAUUUCUCCCGACCAUUCGACAUGAUUCUGAAAUAACACAACAAAAUCUUUCUCAAUUACUGGAAUUUAAGCCUGAAUUUGAAAAGAUUUGUGACCAAAUAGAUAAUCUUGAGAGUAUGGUUGAAAGAAUCAAAUCUGAUUUGUGUAUGAUUCAGAAGCAAGUGGACAUAGCAGAUGAGGAACUAGAUAUUCCUGAAAAGAAAAUUGAUAUAAUUUUGAAAUCUAUCAAUAUAUUUGCCAAACCUAGGGACUUGAAUGAAACUAACUGGAAUCAAGAUGGAUUUUAUCAGGCACCGACAAUUUUUAAGGCGAAUGAAUUCUUUAGGAAGCAAGACUGAAAAAAAAAAAAACAAAAAAGAUUGGACAAAUGUUUAUUUUAUUACUAUACGUCAAACA
Messenger RNA from Chironomus riparius, 645 nucleotides. NCBI's taxonomy places the organism in Eukaryota, Metazoa, Arthropoda, Insecta, Diptera, Chironomidae. The record is from the annotation of a GenBank genome assembly.